GAGCUGACGGGGCUUGGACCUCUCGCUCCAUCCAGGAUGUGUGACCGCAACGGCGGGCGGCGGCUCCGGCAGUGGCUGAUCGAGCAGAUUGACAGCGAGCUGUACCCUGGGCUCAUCUGGGAGAAUGAGGAGAAAACCAUGUUCCGCAUCCCAUGGAAACACGCCGGGAAGCAGGACUACAACCAGGAGGUGGAUGCCUCUAUUUUCAAGGCCUGGGCUGUUUUCAAAGGCAAGUUCAAAGAAGGCGACAAAGCGGAGCCGGCCACUUGGAAGACACGGUUGCGCUGCGCCUUGAACAAGAGCCCUGACUUCGAGGAGGUGACGGACAGGUCCCAGCUGGACAUCUCUGAGCCCUACAAGGUCUACAGGAUCGUGCCGGAGGAGGAACAGAAAUGCAAAGCGGGCAUUGCCAACGGGAGCAGCCUGAAUGACGUCACGGAGAUGGACUGCAGUUCCUCUGCAAUCGAUGACCUCAUUAAAGAGCCCGCCUGUGUAGAUGAAUACCUGGGGAUCAUCAAGAGAAGCCCCUCACCCCCCCAGGAGACCUGCAGAAACACCCUGAUACCCGACUGGUGGGUGCAGCAGCACAGCCCCGCGUUGCCCCUGAUGAAUGGAUACUCCAGCUACGAGCAGCAUCAUUCGGGUUACUCCCAGAUGGUGAUCAGCUUCUACUACAGCGGGAGGCUGGUGGGCCACAUCACUACCUCGUGCAGCGAGGGCUGCCGGAUCUCACUCAGCCAGCCCUCCAGCCACGGCGAGAAGCUGUAUGCCCCAGAUGCCCUGGAGCACGUGCAGUUCCCCUCGGCCGACGCCAUCCAGAAUGACCGCCACAAGCAGAUCACCAGGAAGCUCUUUGGGCACCUGGAGAGGGGUGUCCUGCUGCACAGCAACAAGCAGGGCAUCUUCAUCAAGAGGCUGUGCCAGGGCAGGGUCUUCUGGAGCGGGAACACCAUGAUGUACAAGGACAGGCCCAACAAACUGGACCGGGAUGAGGUGAUGAAGAUAUUUGACACCAACUUGUUCUUCAGAGAGCUGCAGCAGUUUUACAACAACCAGGGCCGCCUCCCAGACAGCAGAGUCAUGCUGUGCUUUGGAGAGGAGUUCCCGGACGCCGUGCCCCUGCGGUGUAAGCUCAUCCUUGUCCAGGUGGAGCAGCUGUGUGUCAGGCAGGUGGCGGAGGAGGCUGGGAAGACCUGCAGCAGCAGCCCCAUGCUCCCCAUAGCUGAUGAGACGCAGCAUGACCAGGUGUACAGGAUCUUCCAGGACAUCUGUGCGAUGCACCAGCGGCCGCUCUUCAGAGAAAACCAACAGAUUGCCGUCUGAGCCUCCUUCUCCGCAGACAUAGCGUGGUGGUUUGGGUUGAUCUAGACCCAGUUUGGUCCCAUUAGUGCCUAAAUUCCCAUUUUUGGAAAGUUGGUUUUUGUUCUUUGCUGUUUCCAGUCCAGAGUCUGUAUAAAUACAGCGGUAAAAAUUGCCACGAGAAAGUAGGUUGGAUGCUCAGUGUCUGUCCCGCAGACGCUUUACUGAUUAAAAAUGACUUUUGUACCAAGCAGGGUAGUCCUGGUACCCUUGUCUAUAGCUAAUGGCAGGGGGAGGAGGCAGCGUCUGAGCUGUGCAGGAAGGUCAGGGCUGGGAGUGCUUUGUGUUGCCUUUGUUAAUGGCCAGUCAAGCAGAACCGAAAAUCAACAGCUAUAACGACCUGCCCCAGCCGUCUGCA
Messenger RNA from Aptenodytes forsteri (emperor penguin), 1717 nucleotides. It is a transcript of the gene IRF8, whose product is annotated as interferon regulatory factor 8. The coding region runs from base 37 to 1323 and encodes 428 amino acids. Gene Ontology annotation, cellular component: nucleus. Gene Ontology annotation, molecular function: protein binding; DNA-binding transcription factor activity, RNA polymerase II-specific; RNA polymerase II cis-regulatory region sequence-specific DNA binding. The transcript is spliced from 8 exons. Gene Ontology annotation, biological process: immune system process; regulation of transcription by RNA polymerase II. The record is from RefSeq and is a predicted model, not a curated record. NCBI's taxonomy places the organism in Eukaryota, Metazoa, Chordata, Aves, Sphenisciformes, Spheniscidae.